AGGUGAGAGAAUUCAUCUUGUUCUCCACCGUGCAUCUACCACGGCAUUUGGGAUUGGCCGGACCUGGUCCAUCUAAUAAUUUUUACGAAAUGGUGGGGGGAUGGGAACGUAGCCAGAUUCCUUUAGGACUCUCCAACCUUUAUUUAUGCAAGUGGAGCAUGAGAUAGAAUGUCCAUAGAAGAAUUAAAGGAGAGAGGAAAUGGCAGAGCUAUUCCGGAAACAGGCGAAGAAUUAUGCGGAGGCACGGCCGAAUUAUCCACAGGAGUUAUUCCAGUUCAUCGCAUCCAAGACUCCAAACCACGAUCUCGCUUGGGAUGUCGGCACCGGAAGCGGACAGGCUGCCGUAUCCCUAGCCAAGAUCUACAAUAACGUGGUGGCCACGGACACGAGCAGAGAACAACUAGCCUUCGCACCCAAGCUCCCCAAUAUCCGAUACGUCCACACUCCCGCCACCGUCUCCGUCCCUGACCUCCAACGCGACGUGGCCGCACCAUCCACCGUUGAUCUCAUCACCGUGGCCCAGGCCAUCCACUGGUUCCACCUCCCCACCUUCUACGCCCAGGCCCGCCGCCUCCUCCGCGGGCCCCACGGCGUCCUCGCCGCGUGGUGCUACAACCUGCCCCGGGUGGACCCCGCCGUCGACUCCGUGCUCUCGCGCCUCUACGCCGAGUCCCGCCCCUUCUGGGCCCCGCAGCGACGGACGGUGGAUGAUGAGUUGCGGAGCAUCGAUUUCCCCUUCGAUCCGGUGGAGGGGGAGGGGCACACCGGGCCGUUUGAGUGCACGGAGGAGAAGGAGAUGGAUUUGGAGAUGUAUCUGACGUACAUCCGCUCGUGGUCGGCGUAUCAGACGGCCAGGGAGAAGGGGGUGGAGCUGCUGAGCGACGGCUUGGCGAGUGAUUUGGAGAAGGCUUGGGGUGGGGAUGGGAAGGCUGUUAAGGUGGUCCGAUAUCCUAUUUUUCUUAAGAUUGGAAAGAUGAGAGCUUAAAACUUGGAGGGAAUCAAGAGGGAAUGGAUGUGCUGCAUGGAGCAUGUUUAUGAAAUUAACCUGCAAGCUUGGUUUAUGAGGUUAUGGUCGUUGGUCACUUCUUGCUCAGUGUACCCUGUCCAAGUAGUGAUUUUUGUUGUACCAAAGAUUCCAAGAGUACUUAGUUUACAUUAAAAAUAAAAUUGGAACUCAGAGAGAGGCGUUGGAUGGUUUGAA
This is a messenger RNA of Elaeis guineensis (African oil palm), 1201 nucleotides long. RefSeq lists its product as uncharacterized. Gene Ontology annotation, molecular function: S-adenosylmethionine-dependent methyltransferase activity. Lineage: Eukaryota; Viridiplantae; Streptophyta; Magnoliopsida; Arecales; Arecaceae. The record is from RefSeq and is a predicted model, not a curated record.